This is a messenger RNA of Gasterosteus aculeatus aculeatus (three-spined stickleback), 1535 nucleotides long. The record is from RefSeq and is a predicted model, not a curated record. Lineage: Eukaryota; Metazoa; Chordata; Actinopteri; Perciformes; Gasterosteidae.
UAUAUAUAUAUAUAUAUAUAUAUAUAUAUAUAUAUAUAUACACACACACACUUUAGAUGAGAUAAAGUGGUUAAAAGUUACACAACAGUUACUGUGAGGCACUUAUGGGGGAAAAAAAUGAUGAAACCUUUUCCAUGGUCAGUGGACGAGCAUUGAGUCACCUGCAAGAGCAAACGCACCUGAGACUAACACACCUGAGACCAUGGGUGCCCAAUAGGUCGAUCGUGACUGAGGCAGUUCUGGUAGAUCGCCUGCCAUUGUAAAAAUUCAAUCGCUUGCGCGGUCGACCACGGGAGCUGAUAGAAAACUAAUCACCAUGACUUGGUCGGUUUAAAAGUAGCUUGCGAGCCGUAAAAGUGUGAGCACCCCUGCCUUAGAAUAACACACCUGCAGAUAACGUCUGAGAUGAACGCACCUGAUGAAAGGCACGCGGAGACGUGCAGAAGAUAACCCAGGUUACAUAACGCUUGUGAUCCUUCCUGUUGUAACUGCCAGAGGAGGUCCUUAUAUGGUCGUUCAGGUGUGACUGCAGGUUUACAGCCUGACCGACAUAACAGACAGAACUUUACCCCCUCGGUGUAAAGAGCAAGAACGGAGAAAGAAGCAGAAAAUGGAAAAGGGAGGACUGAUGGAUCACAGGAGGGACACCAACAGGGCCGUGCUGGUCUCUGUGGAGCAGUUUGAUCCAGGCGUGGUUCUGAGAAGGAGACCCGGAGCCAGCAAGGACGCCAAGAAACUUCACCGCACCCUCAGCCAGCUGGGCUUCAAGGUGGAGAUCCACAGCGACCUGAGCGCGGAGGAGAUCUACCAGCUGUUCCUCCAAGAGAGUAUGCGGCCUGUGAAGAACUGCUUUCUGGCGGUUUUGUCCUCCCAUGGAGACCAAGGCUGCAUCUUUGGAGCAGACGGGAAAGCUGUCAAACUGUCUCGUAUCUUCUCAUAUUUUGACAAUGAAUGUAUGAAGAAAAAGGCCAAAGUGUUCCUCAUCCAGGCGUGUCGGGGAACUGGUCUGGAUGAUGGUGUCGAGGUGGAUUCAGCUAAUGACACCAGAGAGUGUAGCGUGUCCCAGUACCUCUCUGUUCCCAUGGACACAGCUGUGAUGUACGCAACACCGCCAGGAUACGGAGCCUUUAUGCACCCUCUAGGGUCGGUCUUCCUCCAGACAUUCUGCACUUUACUAAGACAGGGCGACAACCGCAACCUGGAGCUAACCCGCCUGAUGACCCGCCUCUCCCACAUGGUGGCCUACAGCUUCCAGGCCAGAGGUGGUGCACUGGGGGGGAAGAAGGAGAUGCCUUGCUUCCUGACCCGACUGACCAGAGAAGUGUUCCCCUUCGCUGAGCCGGGUGUGGACCCAUCUGCAAUGUCCCCGUGUCAACGUGGACUCCUGAGUUAGACUGCUAGGAGCUGAUGGAACGAUGAGAUAUGCUGCACAUGUUGUGCAGAUGUCAGAUAUUUAUAUAAAUACAUACUAUUUAUAUGUACCUGUGUUUAUGAAAAGAAUUGUCAUUGUCAUUUAAUAAACACUCAAAAAGACA